Trichomycterus rosablanca is the source of this 5381-nucleotide messenger RNA. RefSeq names its product NACHT, LRR and PYD domains-containing protein 3-like. Bases 34 to 4053 code for a protein of 1339 amino acids. Gene Ontology annotation, molecular function: protein binding. The record is from RefSeq and is a predicted model, not a curated record. Lineage: Eukaryota; Metazoa; Chordata; Actinopteri; Siluriformes; Trichomycteridae. Gene Ontology annotation, biological process: intracellular signal transduction. The transcript has 15 exons.
UUUAUCUGCACUCCCCAAAGAGAACCAGACAAAAUGAAGCAAAAGUCAGAGGGAACAAAUAAAGGAGAAGAUAAGUUAUUGAUCAUAUUUCAGGAGCUGGAGAAGAAAUUCAUCGUUCUGAUGAAAAAUGAGUUACAGAAGUUUAAGAAGUUACUUAGUCCAGAUUACCCAGCAUGUUUUGAGAGAGAGGUGGAGGAUAAGGAGGAUCAGAGUGAUGUCAGAGAUGGGAUGCUGAAGAUCACUCUGCACAUCCUGAAGAACAUGAACCAGAUUAAUCUCGCUAACAAUCUUCUUAAAAAGUUUUCGUUUGCUUCUAAAAAAUUAAGAAGGAAACUAAAGGACAAAUUUCAGAAAAUUCAUGAGGGAAUCUCAGGGCUUGGAACUACAAGCCUUCUGAAUGAGAUCUACACCGAUCUGUACAUCACAGAGGGAGAAAGUGGAGAUGUUAAUGAUGAACAUGAGGUGAGACAGAUCGAGUCAGCAUCCAGAAGAUCAGGAACACCUGAGAAACCCAUCAAAUGCAACGAUCUGUUCAAGGAGGAAUCCAUCAGAACUGUGCUGACUAAAGGAAUUGCUGGAAUUGGAAAAACCGUCUCUGUACAGAAGGUUGUUUUGGAUUGGGCUGAAGGAAAUGCAAACCAGGAUGUUUCCUUCAUGUUUCCACUUCCUUUCAGGGAGCUGAAUCUGAUGAAAGAGAAAAAGUUCAGCCUGAUGGAGCUUCUUCAUUUCUUUUUCCCACAAACAAUGAAUUUAAAACCAGAACAUUUGUAUAAUUUUAAGAUCUUGUUUAUCUUUGACGGCCUGGAUGAGUGUCGACUUCCUCUAGAUUUCCAGAACAAUGUGAUCUUGUCUGAUGUAACAGAAUCAGCCUCAGUAGAUGUGCUGCUAACAAACCUCAUCAAGGGGAACCUGCUUUCUUCUGCUCUUCUCUGGAUAACCACUCGACCAGCAGCAGCCAAUCAGAUCCCUCCUGAGUGUGUAGACCAGGUAACGGAGGUACGAGGAUUUAGUGACCCUCAGAAGGAGGAAUACUUCAGGAAGAGGAUCAGUGAUGAGAAUCUGGCCAACAGAAUCAUCACACACAUGAAGUCAUCAAGAAGUCUCUACAUCAUGUGUCACAUUCCGGUUUUCUGCUGGAUUUCAGCCUCUGUUCUAGAGAGAAUGUUGAGUGAAGCUGAGAGUUUAGAGGUGCCAAGAACUCUGACUCAAAUGUUCACCCACUUCCUGAUCUUUCAGAUUAAACACAGAAACCAAAAAUACGACAGAAAGUCUGAAAUUGAUCCAGAACGUACAAGACGAACUAUUCAGGCUCUGGGAAAACUGGCUUUCCAACAGCUGGAAAAAGGAAACCUGAUCUUUUAUGAGGAAGAUCUAAGAGAGUGUGGCAUCGAUGUGAUUGAUGUGUCAGUGUACUCAGGAGUCUGCAACCAGAUCUUCAGAGAGGAGUUUGGUCUGCACUUGGGGAAAGUCUUCAGCUUUGUUCAUCUGAGCGUUCAGGAGUUUCUUGCUGCUUUAUAUGCAUUUCUAACUUUUAUCUUGAACAACACUGAUGUGCUGCAGGAACAAACUACAGGUUUUUUCAGUUUCUUUACAAAAUCAACAAUGUCAGAUUUCCUUAAGCGUGCAGUGAACAAGGCCUUACAGAGUGAUAAUGGACACCUGGAUCUUUUCCUUCGCUUCCUUCUGGGUCUCUCACUGGAAUCCAAUCAAAAUCUCUUACGAGAACUUCUGCCACAGACAGGAAGCAGGACUCACAGAAAAGAGGAAACAGUGAGGUACAUCAAGGAGAGGAUCGAGGAGAAUCUCUCUCCAGAGAAGUCCAUCAAUCUGUUCCACUGUCUGAAUGAAAUGAAUGAUCAUUCUCUAGUGCAGGAAAUUCAAACUUACCUGAACAGAAGAGCUGAUCAUGGUCUCAGUGGAGCCAGUCUUUCUCCUGCUCAGUGGUCAGCUCUGGCGUUUGUGUUGCUGAACUCUGAUGAGGAGCUGGACGAGUUUGAUUUAAGUGAAUAUAACAGAUCAGAUGAAUGUCUUGUAAGAAUGCUGCCAGUGAUAAAAGCAUCCAGAAAAGCAACGUUGAGUUACUGUAAUCUGACAGAUGAAAGUUGUGAAGCUCUGUCCUCAGUUCUCAGUUCAGAAUCAUCCAGACUGACAGAACUGAUCCUGAAUAACAAUAACCUGCAGGAUUCAGGAGUGAAGAAGCUCUGUGCUGGACUGAGGAAUCCACACUGUAACCUGGAGAUACUGAGGUUGGGUUGGUGCAGGAUUACAGCUGCAGGUUUUACUGAUCUGGUUUCAGCUCUGAUAUUAAAUCCAUCAUCACACCUGAGAGAGCUGAACCUGAACUACAAUCAACCAGGAGAUUUAGGAAUGAAGCAAAUACAAGAUCUACUGAAGGAUCCAAACUGUAUACUGGAGAAACUAGAGUUGGAAUGGUGCUGGAUUACAGGUUCAGGUUUUACUGAUCUGGUUUCAGCUCUGAUAUUAAAUCCAUCAUCACACCUGAGAGAGCUGAACCUGAACCACAAUCAUCCAGGAGAUUCAGGAGUGAAGAAACUUCAAGAUCUACUGAAGGAUCCAAACUGUAAACUGGAGAAAUUACAGUUUUGUGACCUCUCAGAACUAAAGAAUUUGGAUUUAAGAUGGAAACACAUUGGAGAUCCAGGAGUGAAGCUGCUUUCUGAUCUACUGAAGGAUCCAAACUGUAAAGCGGAGAAACUCUGGUUGUAUAAGUGUGAUCUGACAGAUGAAAGUUGUGAAGUUCUGUCCUCAGUUCUCAGUUCAGAAUCAUCCAGACUGACAGAACUGAACCUGAAUGACAAUAACCUGCAGGAUUCAGGAGUGAAGAAGCUCUGUGCUGGACUGCAGGAUCCACACUGUAACCUGGAGAUACUGGGGUUGGAGAGCUGCAGUAUUACAGCUGCAGGUUUUACUGAUCUGGUUUCAGCUCUGAUAUUAAAUCCAUCAUCACACCUGAGAGAGCUGAACCUGAACUACAAUCAACCAGGAGAUUCAGGAGUGAAGAAACUUCAACAUCUACUGAAGGAUCCAAACUGUAAACUGGAGAAACUACAGUUGGAGAGCUGCAGGAUUACAGCUGCAGGUUUUACUGAUCUGGUUUCAGCUCUGAUAUUAAAUCCAUCAUCACACCUGAGAGAGCUGAACCUGAACCUCAAUCAACCAGGAGAUUCAGGAGUGAAGCAGCUCUGUCGUCUACUAAAGGAUUCCAACUGUAAACUGAGGAAACUAGAGUUGAUGGGCUGCUGUAUUACAGCUGCAGGUUUUACUGAUCUGGUUUCAGCUCUGAUAUUAAAUCCAUCAUCACACCUGAGAGAGCUGAACCUGAACCACAAUCAACCAGGAGAUUCAGGAGUGAAGGAACUUCAACAUCUACUGAAGCAUCCAAACUGUAAACUGGAGAAACUAGAGUUGGCUGACUGCAGGAUUACAGCUGCAGGUUUUACUGAUCUGGUUUCAGCUCUGAUAUUAAAUCCAUCAUCACACCUGAGAGAGCUGAACCUGAACUACAAUCAACCAGGAGAUUCAGGAGUGAAGAAACUUCAACAUCUACUGAAACAUCCAAACUGUAAACUGGAGAAACUACAGUUGGAAUGGUGCAGGAUUACAGCUGCAGGUUUUACUGAUCUGGUUUCAGCUCUGAUAUUAAAUCCAUCAUCACACCUGAGAGAGCUGAACCUGAACUACAAUCAACCAGGAGAUUCAGGAGUGAAGAAACUUCAAGAUCUACUGAAGGAUCCAAACUGUAAACUGGAGAAACUAGAGUUGGAGCGCUGCAGUAUUACAGCUGCAGGUUUUACUGAUCUGGUUUCAGCUCUGAUAUUAAAUCCAUCAUCACACCUGAGAGAGCUGAACCUGAACUACAAUCAACCAGGAGAUUCAGGAGUGAAGAAACUUCAACAUCUACUGAAGCAUCCAAACUGUAAACUGGAGAAACUAGAGUUGAAGUUGUGCAGCAUUACAGAUGAAGAUAAAAAACAUCUGGAUUCAGCUCUAAAAUCAAAUCCAUCAUCACAACUAAGAGAGCUGAAUCUAUGAGAAUAAAGUAAACUAAACUUCAAACUACAGCGAGUUUUACACUUCCUGUCGUGUAUGUGAGCUAGUGUGAUAGAAGUGUAUUGUUUAUUCAAUAAUAAAUAAUAAUAAUAACACACUUGCAUGUAGGACAGUAACUGGCACAAGUACAAAAAUUCAAAUAAAAGUUUAGAAAAGGAAUAAAAAGAAAUGUUUGAUUAAAAAUGAAUAAAUGAAUGAAUACACAGAAUUUUUUUUUAUUUAAGCUCAUCAUGCUGUUUAAGAAAACUCGUUUUUGUGUAGGAGGAAACUGAACUCCAUGUAGGACAGGGGUGUCCAAACUGUUCUUGUUGGGGGCUGAAUUUAGAAACAAAUGCAAUGACGGGCCACGGAUUGUGCAAUAAAGUAAAUAGAACAGUAAUAGAUCUGUUCUGUUGGUAAAAAUGACACAUCUUUUUGUGUCGGUAAAUCAACCGUUUACUGAUUAAUUAAACAUGCACACUUCCCUCUGAAAUCAUUUUUAUAAUCUGCACUCGUUUCUACCAUGAAGCUCAGGAACAUUAAUGUAGGUGUAACGUCGUUACCAGUUUAUGAGAAAAGGAGAUGUGGAGCAUUUAAGAUGUAGAAGUAGGAAUUACUUUUCUAGACCUUAGACCAGUGGGACAGCUUUCAUUUAAUUUCUAAAAUACCUUACGGGUCGUUUCUGAAAGGGUAAAGGGCCACAAAUGGCCCAGGAGUCGUAGUUUGAACACCCUUGAUGUAGGAGGAAAAGUGACUACAGUUCUAACAGUGUUUUAAAGACUUGUGGUUUUAACUGAUAUGCAAGACAGACAGUCUGUAAAAGCUGUUUCACUUUUUGAGUGAUUUUUACAUUUAUUUUUUAUUUACAAAAUAACAGAUGUUGUAUAAAUUGUCUCUGAUUUCUCACCAGUACAUGAUUUCACAUUUUUGUUUUAGAUAAAAAUGCCUGCUGCAAGUAUUUUAAUAAUUUUAUGAGCACUUGCUUUGGCCUUGUUAUGUAAUAAUUGACAAAAAUAUAUUAAUACCUUCUACUAUUUUUAUUAAAUUAUAGACAGAGAAUUUAUGUAUAAAAGAGUGGACCCAUGUACAACAAGGUGAACAAAACCCCGAAUUUGGCAACCAAUCAUGUAGCUCCAGUGACAUAAACCAGGCGAGGUGUAUAGCGCCAGCGCCCUCUGCUGUCUAAAGUGAACAUCGAUUCAUUUUACAUGUCAGAUCGAUUUGAAUCGUGGAAUUUUUUAAUCGGUUAUCAUCUGUAUUGUGGUGAAUUGUUACAGCCCUACUCCUUAUACUGGUAAAUAAUAGAAUAAAUGUCAAGAUGGGAACUAAAA